GUGCUCCCCCUUUUCUCUGGCGAUUUUUUCCCCUGCGAAUCUGCGGUGUUCGAAUCAGGUGCUGUGCGGUACUUUCUGCCAGAGUCGGAUCAAAAAAGAGGCCCCAAGAUACCAGAGGCUUCCCCCGGAGCAGAGUGCUCGACGCGUGACACAAGUUACAGAGUAGCAAAGCCGCAGCAAAAUGUAUCGUUUGCUGGUGCAGAAGGCGCUCGCGAACAAUUCGAAACGACCGUCCGCCCAGCUGUUCGCCGCCAGUCGAUCGUACAGUGGAAGCGCACGAAGAUCCAAUCUGCCACCGUUUCAGGAGGCAGGAUUCGGAAAGGUGCUAGUGGUUCUAUCCCCCAUUCUUAUUGGCGGAGGCGUUGUAACGUACGCCAAGUACGAUAAUGAAUUCCGUAAAACUUUGAUUACGAAUGUUCCUGCGCUGGAACCGGUGCUAAAGGCGCUGCUGCAGGAAACGCAUCCUCUGGAUGAGGUUUCCAAAAAGAUGGACGAUAUUAGUAAGACAAUCGGAGAGUACACGUCGACCAUUACUGGUUUCUUCGGUGGCGGAGAAGAGGAAAAGAAGCAGGACAAGAAGCCUGAUUUGCCACCCGUCACUAGAUCCAAGUCGGUUCAUGUGCCCGUACCUUCGCCACCGCUACCAAAACCCGAGCCCAUCAACCUAUCUGAAAAGGUACCUGAGCCACCGAAGAAGAAGGAAGCGGCACCGAAGCCCGUCUCCACUCCGACAACGGCAGCCAAAGCUACCAGCACCGCUUCUGCUGCUAGUGCGGCGGUUGCUCCUGCCAAAAGUGCGGCAGCACCACCGAAACCGGUUCCUUUGUCAUCCGGUGGUGAAGCAGUUCCAAAAUCUAUCAGCGAUCUUGAGCAGCAGGUCGAGGUGGCCGCUACGAUCGCCAUCAAAGAGUAUGCGCACGCUGUCGAUGUGUUGAAAACAUACACUGAGGAAGUUCGUAAGGUGGUUGAUGCAUCGAUCGACAAGCUGGACUCAAGCAGCUGGACCACGCUGCGUAAUCGUACCAGUGCGCGCGACACCGCCCUAGAGGCAGCCGAGAAAGCUGCCGAUCAGGCAAAGGGAAAUAUCGAAAAGCUGCAUUCGCUGUUGAACAGCCGCGAGAUCAAGUGUUCGGAUGAGCUGAAGGAUAAGGCGCGGCAGAAUAUUGCCGCCUAUCUGGACCAUUUGAAGAAGGCAAAGGAUGAAGUUUACGCGGCACGAGAUCUCGCCACGCUCGGUGAAAAGUACUGGAAGCGGGUCGAAUCUGCCCGAAACUACUUUGUGGACGAAAUGGAAUCGCUAUUCCCGGGUAUCAAUCUGUCCGAGCGUAAGCUAAACCUGUCAAAGGAUGAACUGGACCUGUUCAUACUGCACGCAUACACGCAGGUGAUCGCACAUCAGAAGGAGUUGCAAAAGCUGCAAAUCGAGGGCGAUCAAAAUUUGCGCCGUGCGCUAGAGGCCGUACGGGGUUCGGAUCAGGCCGAAGAAGUGAAGGCAAGGCUAGAGUACGAAAUUGCUAAGGAAAAGCGUCAGUUGAAUUUGUUGAACCAGAAAAAGCUGUUGCAUACACGGGCAGAACUGGAGCAGCAGAUGCGCGAUCAGAUAAAGCGCCAAACGGAGGCACACAUUGACCAUCUGAAGGAUGCGCUUACCCAGAAGGAGUUAGAGAUGAAGCGAAAGUUCCAACGGGAGCUGGACGAGAAGAUCACAACGGAGCAGGCUAGUUACAAGUUGCAGCUUGCCGCCAUGCUGGGCAAGCUGAAGGGCAUUCACAAUGCGCUAGUCGAGAUAGAUACCGAAAUGAAAGAACACGCGGACGCCGAGAAAAGCGCACAUCAAGCACAAGCCCUAUGGGGUGCCUGCCAAUCACUGUGGUCUUCGAUUCGUAGCGGCCAGCCAGGAAAAUCGUGGCGCGAUCAACUGCGCCCACUUAAAGAUGAAAUUGCAGCCGUUGCCCGCUCGGCGGAAGGUGACGAACUGGUGGCCGUUGUGUUGAAGGGUUUACCCGAGACGGCCGUUAAACGAGGUGUCUAUCCCGAGGAUGCGCUGCGCGAACGUUUCCUCAAGGUGGAAGAGGUUUCGCGACGUUUGGCCCUCAUUCCCGCCGAAGGUGCGCGGCUGCCAAUGUAUGUGCUAUCCUACCUGCAAGCAGCUCUGAUCGCCCGUCCCGAUAAGCCGAUCUCGCAAGAUGAACUGGAGAACAAACCGUUUGACUUUAGCAAACUGGACACGUACGAUAUUUUGAACCGCGCGCGAUACUGGCUCGACCGAGGUGAUCUGGUAAAGACGGUCCAGUACGUUAAUUUACUGCAAGGUGCUCCGCGCAAGGCCGCUCUGGACUGGUUGAACGAGGCGCGAUUGCUGCUGGAAACGCAACAAGCAGCCGGUACGCUAAUGGCGCAUGCUGCCGCUAGUGGUGUCCGAUUCCUGUGAGGCGACUGAUUACGUAUUAUUUAACACUUGGUCUGCUGAAUGAUUGACCGGCGUAAUUGUUACAUAGCGGAGGGUGAAGAAAGUUCUUUCCCCUAAAGAGCGUUGUUUUGUGUUGUCUAAUUCCCUUUAGUCCUGCCUCGGGUAGUGCAGCCGGAUGCUGCGUAUAGAUGCAAAAGAAAAACAGCCAUUCGGGUAUCUAAUUAAUAUCGUAGAGGAAAGCGGCAUCAAGUAUUGUUAAAGACACAUAUUUUCGUUUCCCCCCUUUCCCAUCACGGUUCCUAGGAUGAUUUUAAUGUUUUCCGUGUAAUCGUUCUGCAGCAAAUGUAAAACUGAUUUACAAAAAAAAGUGGCAUAAUGAUAGGACCGUAUUAAAGCAAACGGUAAAGAUAACAACGCUAGAGCAAGAUGAUGGGCUGCAGAACCAUACGAACAGAACAAGAAAUUUAUUUAAUAAAGUCAGUCAUUUCACAUGGA
This is a messenger RNA of Anopheles funestus (African malaria mosquito), 2905 nucleotides long. RefSeq names its product MICOS complex subunit Mic60. Gene Ontology annotation, biological process: cristae formation. NCBI's taxonomy places the organism in Eukaryota, Metazoa, Arthropoda, Insecta, Diptera, Culicidae. The transcript has 6 exons. The record is from RefSeq and is a predicted model, not a curated record. Bases 182 to 2431 code for a protein of 749 amino acids. Gene Ontology annotation, cellular component: MICOS complex.